Molecule: messenger RNA, 3555 nt
Organism: Chara braunii
Lineage: Eukaryota; Viridiplantae; Streptophyta; Charophyceae; Charales; Characeae
Source: the annotation of a GenBank genome assembly
GGAUACCGGUCGCAAACUGGCAGAGAUAAGAAAGCGGACUGCAGAAUUUAAGGCAAGGCUCAUCGAGCAGAUGAUGGCCGGGGAUGAGGAGGACCCCAAGGGCGUAGGGUCACGAGAGGGGCAAAGGACCACUCAGGACGAGGCCAGAUAUGAAGGAAAGGAUAAUACUCACACGGGAACACCUAGCAAGAAGGGGAAGGACAAGGACGACCCUCCGGUAGAAGGGGCGGAAAACGCUAUGACACCGUCCGCCAUCGACAGCGGAACUAGCAGACUGCCCGCCACGCCGAAAGUAACAGGGGCGUGUGACGGACUCUGGAGCCUUAGGGAAAGAGUGCUAGGAUGGUUUGACCCAGAAGGAAUGCCCAAAACCAGGGAGAAGCGAAGGGAAAGCAAGGAAGGGAAAAAGACCAGUGCAGCCGGAGAAGCGGGUGCCUCCGAAGAUGGUCUCAAGAGGGUAGUCGCCACCCUCAACAGGACACUAAACAAGAACCAGGGAUAUCUCGCAGAUGCAAAGAAGAAACUCGCAUUCGAUGGGGCCAACAUUACAGAGUUUCUAAGAGACUAUGAGAACCUAGCAGCCUUACUGAAAUGGACGGAAGAGGAAAAAAUGGAGCACCUAGGACAGCACGUAUUGCUAAGCUUAGGAAGGGACAUUAUGGCCAUCGUCGCCUCCAGUGGAUCCUGGAAAGAAACCAGGAAUGAGAUGAUGAGGAAAUACCUGAAGGCAGAGACAAUGGCAACAGAGGCCGAAUUGGCCGCAGUCCAGAGGAAAAACUAUGCGACUUACAACGAUUUCCUAAGGGCGUUCACGUUAGUGGCUCUGCGAAUUUCCGGGGUAACGGACCGCAUAAUGAGUAAAUACUUCCUUAGGCGGUUCUCCGAGUUUGAUAAGGAUAAGAUUUUGUCAGCAUACCAGCAGACCAGUAAGUUCGAAUACACAAGAGAUGUGGACUUCAGCACCGUAACAGACCUUGCGGAAAAUACAGUGAUUACCGAGACGCUAGCCCUACUUAAGGAAGGGGAGGUCAUAGAUCUGACCGGGAAGACGGGGGAUAAGGUCAAGAAGGGGAUGGAGAGCCUGCACGAACGGGUGCACGGGGUUGACAGCAAGAUGGACAUAAUGGAAAAUGCGUUGUUUGUAAUGCAGGCGCAAGUGUCCAGACCUGCGCUCCCGCCCCAAGAGGCCGUGGUUCCAGCAACUGUAGCAAAUCGGGGAUUUGGAAGAAGGGACCCGGCCAACGAACAAUGCAAGUAUUGCACCAUGAUCGGGCAUUUCGUAUGGGCCUGUCCGAGACUCAAUUACGAUAUUGAGCGACAAAGGUGCAGUAGGUCCCUCAAAGGCGAGAUCCUCGGACCCCGGGGGGAGUGUGUCAAUUGGAACUCGCCAGGAGGGAUGCGGCGAACCGUCAUUCUCCUGAAUAACCUAGAAAUAGCUGCCGUAGAAGCACAGCCGAUAGCCGAGAUUGUCUGGGACCAGCCAAGGGGACGGGGACCACAGACCAAUUUUAUCAUAGAAGACAAUGACCAGGAUAGGGUAAACAUCACCACUCGCGGGGCCGGCGCAGAAAAGAAGCUUGUUCAAGAUACAGUAAUGGAAGAACUCGCGGGGACUAGUACGGGCCAGCAAGAGACCGAAGCCGGGGAUCAAGAGAAGGUCUAUGGGAAGCCGAGGGGGGAGGAACCGGUAGAUAAAGCCACGGCAGCAAAAAAGAAGUUCAGAUACCAGAUCCCGAUUCUGAUGCUGCCGGAACUAGAUGACACACUGAGCAAACUCCUGGGCACCAUGGUGUCGGUAUCCUUUCAGACCAUGCUGCAGGCAAGCCCGAGACUGCUCAAGGGCCUCAGACAGCUAUUGACGCGUAAACGUGUAGAAGUAGAGGAGGCUCUGGAACCACAGGAACAGGGAACCGAGGAGGCCGAGGUGCCACAAGGAGUCUCUAACCUCCAAAGCAUUCCAGGGGGCGUGGAAGAUUUAGAAAAAGCCUUUGCUGAUAUUCGUCUGAACCUACAGGACCGAAAAGGUGGUGAAGUCAUAAGAGCACCGCCUGACACUAAACUUAGCUUUCACGCACUGCCCGUAGGAAAGCUUAAAAUCCAGAUCGGAACUCACCACACCGAUGCAUUAGUGGAUGGCGGCGCGAAAAUUACCCUCAUACGACGGGAUUUCGCAACAAUUAUCGGGUACACAAGGAGGAUGCUCGCCGUCGCAGGGGAUAUGUUUCCGAAAAAGUGUGAACCUUACAUAGAUGAUAAUCCCGUGAAAGACGCAAGAUACAAGGAUGAGACGGAAGUACAACCGGGAGUGCGGAAAUUCGUCUGGGACCACUUGCAGGAUAUUAAGGACUUACUCCAGCGAUUCCUAGUCUACAACAUUACUGCAAGCGGACCCAAGAGCAUCCUGGCCAUCCCGGAAGUAACCAUACUGGGAUUUCCCUGUGGAGCUUAUGGGAGGAGACCCGAUCCAACAAAGACUGAUAAGAUCUCUCAGUGGCCGACACCCCUACGUACCACGAUGGAAGUACGAGCCUUCCUAGGGGUGGUUGGAUUCAGGAGGAUCUUCAUCAAAGGUUUCACAAAGAUAGCAGAACCCAUCCGCGCGAUGAUUAGGGAAGGUGGCACGAUGGAUUGGACCGAGGAUAGGGAAGAGGCAACCCAGACCCUGAAAGACAUCCUGUCAUCCGAUCAGGUCACGUUAGCAGCACCCUGUUUCAAUCACGAGGUAGGACGACCCUUCAUCUUAGAAACAGAGGGGGGACCAUUGGCAGUGGGAGGAGUAUUGAUACAGAGAAGCGAGGAGGGCAAAGAAAGACCAAUCAGAUUUGAAAGUAGGACCCUGAAUUCAGCAGAACGACGGUAUUUGCAGUUCAAGAAGGAGGUCUUAGCAAUCAUGCAUUAUCUUAAGACCUUCCAGGCAUACCUGUUCGGGAGGCAAUUUAUCCUAAGGAUCGAUGCCACCAACGUUGUCCGGACCCUAAAGAACUACAAGCCCAUAGACCCGACCGUUGGCAGAUGGAUAGGUUUCAUAUGGCAAUUCGACUAUAAGGUCGAGCGAAUUGCAGGGCUUCGAAAUAGGGCAGAUGGGCUGAGCAGGGUUUGCAUCACGCCAGAAGGAGUAGAGGACUCAGAACCAAUUGACGCCUUCCUGGAGUACGAAGGAGGGACCCUUGUCGUGGAUAAUGAGAUCGCAGAUCCGACAAUAACAACAAGACAGUUGCUGAUUCAGACCUUGGAAAAGGGCGCAUCUGCAGUAGUUGCAGAACUCAGGGGAGGACCAGUCACCACGGUCAGGGGUAAAGAGGAAAAAGACUCGUGGGGAGCAGAAGUAGGGGCCAGAGAGGAAUUGAUGGCAAUGGUUGUGGAAGGGGGACGGGACGCCGUAAUGACGUUGGCCGAAACCUGGGCGCAGAAGGAGUGUCAGUACCUAGUCAACCUCACUCGAGAGGAGUAGGGUGCGGAUCAGAACGAACAGGAAUUCUUCCUUAUACGAAUGUAUGAGGGCGUCUUCAAGGAAAUCGGUCUGUUGCUUGUAGGGAACAAACAACCCACGGAAGU